Musa acuminata AAA Group (dessert banana) is the source of this 1643-nucleotide messenger RNA. RefSeq names its product homoserine kinase-like. Gene Ontology annotation, biological process: L-threonine metabolic process. Lineage: Eukaryota; Viridiplantae; Streptophyta; Magnoliopsida; Zingiberales; Musaceae. The record is from RefSeq and is a predicted model, not a curated record. The transcript has 3 exons. Gene Ontology annotation, molecular function: ATP binding; homoserine kinase activity. Bases 119 to 1435 code for a protein of 438 amino acids.
UUGUGUUGGGUUCCUUCUAAGCCAUCACAAGGAGAAAAGAAGGAGCUUUAUCGGUCCUAAACCCUACGCGCACCCACGCCCUAUUCGCCCCAACCCUCACCACCCUCUGUAAGCAGUAAUGGCGACGGCCGCCUUCAGCGCCACGUCCCCAACCCAAUCGCGACCCGCCCAUCGCCACCGUCCCCUUCCCUCCCUUACCCGCCUGCGGGCUAUCCGAUGCUCCUCUGUUUCUAAAGUCCCGGCCGUCACCGCUGCCGCCACCGCUGACCCCUCCCCGGUGUUUCGGUCUGUCGCUGCCUUCGCCCCCGCCACUGUAGCCAACCUCGGCCCUGGCUUCGACUUCCUCGGGUGCGCCGUUGGCGGCGGCCUCGGCGACACCGUCACCGUCUCCGUCGACUCCGCCGUCGCCCCAGGCACCCUCUGUAUCGCCGACGUUUCCGGCUGCGCCGCCGCCGCGAAGCUCAGCCGAAACCCUCUCUGGAACUGUGCUGGCAUCGCCGGCAUCGCCGCCAUGCGCAUGCUCGGCAUACGCUCUGUCGGCCUCUCCCUCUCCCUCCACAAGGGUCUCCCCCUGGGCAGCGGUCUCGGGUCCAGCGCCGCCUCUGCCGCGGCGGCGGCGCUCGCCGUCAGCGAGCUCUUCGGCGGUCGUCUCUCCCCCGACGAACUCGUCCUCGCCGGGCUCGAGUCCGAGAAGAAGGUCAGCGGCUACCACGCCGACAACGUUGGGCCCUCCAUCUUGGGAGGCUUCGUCUUGAUCCGAAGCUACGAUCCCUUCGAGAUCAUCCGCCUGGAGUUCCCGGCCGACCGGGAGCUCUACUUCGUUCUCGUGGGUCCCGAGUUCGAGGCGCCGACCAAGAAGAUGAGGGAAGCUCUCCCGGCGGAUAUCUCGAUGAAGGACCAUGUGCGGAACUCGAGCCAAGCCGCUGCACUGGUGGCGGCCGUGCUGCAAGGGAACGUGAGGGUUCUUGGGUCGGCGAUGUCCGCCGAUUGGAUUGUGGAGCCAAGGAGAGCGCCUCUGAUCCCCGGGAUGGUGAGCGUGAAGAAGGCAGCCAUUGAUUCUGGUGCCUUCGGGUGCACCAUCAGCGGUGCAGGCCCAACUGCUGUAGCAGUCACCGAUGAUGAGGAGAAAGGAAAAGAGAUCGGGUCUCGGAUGGUGGAGGCAUUCUUGAGGCAUGGCAAUCUAAAGGCCAGUGUGACGGUGGCGAAGCUUGAUAGAGUUGGAGCAAGGGUUACUGGAAGCAGUGCUGUGCAAAAGCAGGGUUUCACUCAUUUUUGUCCAUCAGAACAAUCAAGCGUUGAUAUCAAUAAGGAUUUGAAUUUGGAGCAUGAUGCUGAAAUGAUUUUAAAGAAGACUUGGAGAAAAGAGGGAAUUUUAGACGAAAGUAGUAGACAAGAAGAGGCAGGUAAGGCUAGCCUGCCUAGACAGGCUAUGUGAGUUAUGCUGCUGCUUAUCCAAGAUAAUUUGGCUGUGCUUAUUGGCGUUUGUGCUGCUUCUUGUGGAUGUUGGAUCUCUAUCCUUAUUUAUCUGCAAACCAACAAACUGCAACAUUUCAUCUCCCUUCCAAGAAUAUAAAUGGGAACUCUGAUUGUUGCCACACUACUCAAAAUGACAAUAAAGUGAGGGUUGGUGGUGAUUGCUGUCA